AUGGCUCUGCCGGUCUGGCCCUACAUUGCUGAGCAAGUCAUGUCGACUAUGAGGGAACCUUUCGCUCCGUUGCUCAGCAAACUGUCGGUGGUGGCAGAAGGUAAAGCUUCUGCUCCCAAUGAAGACAUCAAACGCUGCAUCAAAGACUGCACCAAAGACUGCAUCAACGAAGCCAAAACCGCGCUACAAUUCACCAAGAAAUGGGAGGAAAGUUUAAUUGGUAGCUUUGAUGAAUUAACUAGAACUGUCGACGAAUUGCUUGGUGAUGACAAAAUCAUCACAAAACCGCCAUCAGAUUUUCUUAGCAGUAAAAAUGGUGAAAUGCUUAUUGCAAUCACCAUGAGAGUGCGAGCAAUGGCUUCAAAAGUGUCCCACGACUCAUCUGCCACAACAUCUAGCCCUUCUUCACCAUCAAAAGAUAAGUUGAAGGAGUCAGCAGCGCACGAGGAAGAGCUCCAGCGCAAGGCGGAUAAAAUCACCGCACCGGAUCUGGGCAGGCCAUUACUCCAGGGGAGCUAUGAUGAUCUUGAACCUCAACUAAAAGAAUGCCUGCUUUGUUUCUCAGCCUUCCCUGAAAACAUAGUCAUCAAGAGGCGGAUCAUGAUCUACUGGUGGAUCGGUGAAGGACUAGUGACCCCAAUGACAGAUGGCCGAACAGCGGAGGAAGUCGGAGAAGACUGCUUUAAGAUGCUGAUUUCAAGUGGUCUGAUCGAACCCAUCUACCAAAAACAUAGCAAAAUUGCCAAGUACUGCAAAAUCCACCCUUGGGCUCGGCAGAUGCUGGUUUCCAAAGCCAAGGAAUCUAAAUUCUUUAAAUUUGACCCACAAGACCGCCCGACCUUCAACACCAACCAAAGCCAAGGAAUCUAA
Magnolia sinica is the source of this 870-nucleotide messenger RNA. RefSeq lists its product as uncharacterized. The coding region runs from base 1 to 870 and encodes 289 amino acids. The record is from RefSeq and is a predicted model, not a curated record. Gene Ontology annotation, biological process: defense response to other organism. NCBI's taxonomy places the organism in Eukaryota, Viridiplantae, Streptophyta, Magnoliopsida, Magnoliales, Magnoliaceae. The transcript has 2 exons.